AGAUUUUAAAUGUAGUGGUGCCUUGUCAGUCCACAGGAGAACUCACACAGGUUAAUAGCAGCUGCUAAACAUGAGAGGGUCUUACAGACUUAAUGGCGCUUUGAUAGUCAACAUGAGAAGAACAUGUUUUUGUAAUGAAGUAGCAGCUUGACAAUAAUGCAACCAAGCUUUGAUGAUUUGAUCAGUGAAUAGUAGCAUUUCUUCUCAAAAUUCUUUGUUGCUUAGUGAGUUUACAAUUCCUACAAAUGUUUGACCUGUUCAAUGAAUGUUAUUUACAAUUGUUAAUCAGUACCUGAGUUAAUAUGAGUGGAUCGUGAACACUGAUGUUGAAGUUGAGAAACCUUCUCUACUGGUGGAUGUUCAUUUAUGAUGUCAUCCUGCCAACAAAGCUCCAACAUCAACAUAUUUAUAAGGAGGAGGAAGUUCUGGCUGAUCAGCAGCUCUGUGACCAGGAGAGGAACUCCAGUGAGGACCAAGAGGACCCAGAGCCUCCACAGAUUAAAGAGGAACAGAAGGAUCUCUGCACCAGUCAGGAGAGAGAGCAGCUUGUAGUGAAGCAGGAGUCCGAUAACUUUAUGUUGAUUCUUCCUUAUGAAGAAAGUGAGCACAGUGAACCUGAACCAAAAAGUGACCACCUGCUCCUUUCUGACAAUUCUCAUGUAGCUGAGAGUCAAGAUCAGAAUGAAGGGAAGCAUGGAGACUCAGGAUCAAGUAGAAAUACAGAGCCUGAGCCAAAUGAAGGGCACCACAAAACCAGAAGUCCCAGUACAAGUGUUGACAAGCUUAACCAGUCAGAGGUUGACUGUAAUAGUAAUAGAAUAAAUAAAAGUUGUUCAAAUGUGACAUUUGUGGGAAAGAACUUAAGUCUUAAGUCAAAAUUUAACAUUCGCAUGAGAACACACACAGGUGAGAAGCUGUACAGUUGCAAGACCUGUGGAAAAAGAUUCACUAUCGAUUCUGUAUUGAAAAUCCACAUGAGAACCCACACUGGUGAGAAACCACAUUCUUGCAACACAUGUGGAAAACAUUUCAGAAAUUGUGGUAAUUUGUCAGAUCACAUGAGAACCCACACUGGUGAGAAGCCGUAUUCUUGCAACACUUGUGGGAAGGGUUAUUCACAUAGUUGUGCAUUGAGAGUCCACAUGAGAACCCACACUGGUUUAAAGUCAUAUUCUAGCAAAACAUGUGGGAAAGGGUUUUUACGUGGCAAAAAGUUGUCAGCCCACCUGAGAGUCCACACAGAGUAGAAACCUUACAUUUGCCAGAUCUGCGGGAAAGGAUACGCUGACUCUUCAAGACUGAAAAGGCAUUUGAGCAUCCACUAGCUGCUACAAAACAAAUGUGUUCUCAUUAUGACUUCAGUAAAUGAAAACAAGUAUAUUUAAAUACCAGGAUUUGUCAGAGGUCAUCUUGCAAAAUGAUUCUUUUUAGAUACAUAUUGCUCGUAUUACUUCUGUUCAUUAGCUUGAUGAUUUUUUAAAAGCACUGUGCUUAAUGUACUUGAGAAAUCUGAAUAUUUUGACCACUGCUACUGGACUGGUGCCAGCAGAACCACCUCCAGCUCAACGCCAGGAAGACCAAAGAGCUGGUGGUGGAUUUCCACAGGCACAAACAACCCUGCACUAGGGCUGCACGAUACUGGAAAAAAGAAAUUAUAGUGCUAUUUUUCUUUUUACCCUAUGAUAUAUAUUUGGGUAUGAAAAAAUACAGGAAUUUUCAGCAGAUGACCUGAAUAGCACUUUAUGUUGUGUUGCACCGCUGCUGUCUUGUGGACAAUUAACCUGCACUGAUCUUACCAAGUUUUGUCGUACUGAGCUGUGUGGUAUCGACAUAAAUGGUCAAACAAAUUAGUCGUGUUACGGCAAUGUCGACACAGAACACGUGUUUGGUCAAUAUCAUGUAACCAAAAUAAUUCCAGUUAACUGACGUUGCUUUUCUUUUUGACACCAAGUCUUCAUUUUCUGCUAUUUUCUCUUUUUUUUCUCUCAUUUUUCCAUGUUGUUACCAGCGACUCACUCCAUGUGCAGGGGCGUGGUCUGCUUCCGCACACUGAAUAAGAACUAAUGUGAUUGCAUGCACAGCGUGUGUCAGGUACCCUUGAAAUUAGAUGAGUUAAUUUGCCUCCUACAUUGCAGGCUCUGCGAUGACGCUCAAACGAUAUAUUGUGCAGCCCUACCCUGCACACAGGUGAACGUCAUUGAGAUGCUGACAUCUUACAACUACCUGAGAGUUCACCUGAACAAUAAACUGAUCUGGACUGAUCACACUGCAGCAACCUAUAAGAAAGGUCAGAGCGGACUCCAUUUACUGAGGAAGCUCAGGUCAUUUGGAGUGAAGGGGGCACUCUUGACAAUUAUCUGUGACUCUGUGGUAGCAUCAGCCUUUUUUAUGGAGUAGUCUACUGGAGCAGCAGCAUUUCGGCAGCAGGCAGGAAGAUGCCUUCCCGGGAUGCCCCCUCUUGACCCAGUGCAGGUGGUGGGAGAGAGCAGGAUGAUGGAUAAGCUGUCAUGGUUACUGGUGAUAGAGUCCCACCCCCUGCAGGGUCACCAUCACUGCUCUGGGCAGCCCCCAAGUGUGUGAAGGGAGGGUGAUGCAGGUCCUUCCCUCCUGCCGCUGUCAGACUCUACAACCGGCACUGCCCCCAGUAGACCUCAUUUGUGCACUGUGCAAUAAAAACUCUUCAUGCAACCCAUUAUAAUU
Messenger RNA from Acanthopagrus latus (yellowfin seabream), 2700 nucleotides. Its product is annotated as zinc finger protein 8-like. The coding region runs from base 324 to 1247 and encodes 307 amino acids. NCBI's taxonomy places the organism in Eukaryota, Metazoa, Chordata, Actinopteri, Spariformes, Sparidae. The transcript has 2 exons. Gene Ontology annotation, biological process: regulation of DNA-templated transcription. The record is from RefSeq and is a predicted model, not a curated record. Gene Ontology annotation, molecular function: DNA-binding transcription factor activity, RNA polymerase II-specific; RNA polymerase II cis-regulatory region sequence-specific DNA binding.